AUGUAAAAUUAAGAUUAAGAAUAUCUACUCAAUCAUGUAAAUCCAAUUUUAGAAUAAUUGGCACUCUAUUUAGUUAAAGAAAAGCCUGAUAAUGUGGUAAUUCUUAUACAUUUAUAAAUUAAUUAGACCCAAGCAUCUAUUGAAUGGUUAAGCGUAACAGGAGGUAUUCUUAUUAUGAAUCAUUUUGAUAGCUCAAAUUGAAAAUGGAUUACAUCAUAACCAACAUUUUCAUAAUGACACUGUUGAAUCAUCUGAUGAUACAGAAUCUGAUGAAGAUGAUUAUGAAUUAUAUGCCAAUAAUCCCAUUAGACCAGAUAGAGCAAGUGUUAGUGCAGAAGUUUAUGGAAUUUAUAACAAAAAAACUAAUUUCAAACCUAAAAUUGUUGCAAAAUCUCACUUACAAAUUUAGAAAAUCAAAGAAAAAUUAGCUUAAUCAUUUAUGUUUUCAGAAUUAGAUGAACAUGAUUUGAGAAUCGUUAUUAAUGCUAUGGAAGUUAUCUAAUGUAAAAAGGGAGAUAUAAUAAUCAAAUAAGGAGAUGAUGGUGAUAAUUUAUAUAUUGUUGAUGAAGGAACAUUAGAUUGUUCAAGACUUAAAGCAGGCUAAGAUUCAAUUCAUCUUAAAACCUAUAAACCAGGUGAAUCAUUCGGUGAAUUAGCACUCUUAUAUAAUUCACCUAGAGCAGCUACAAUAGUUGCAGAAGAAAAUUGUGUCCUAUUCUCUUUAGAUAGAGGAACAUUCAAUCAUAUUGUUAAAGAUGCUGCCAUCAGAAAGAGAGAAAGAUAUGAAUACUUUUUAGCUCAUGUUGAAUUACUUUAAGAAUUAGAUCCAUACAGUAGAUCACAAAUUGCAGAUGCUCUAAAAAGCAAAAACUUUAAUAUUGGUGAUUAUAUUGUUAAAGAAGGAGAUGAAGGAGAUAUUUUUUAUUUCCUUGAAAAAGGUGAAGCAGUAGCUACCAAAGUCUUAAAUCAAAGUAACUAAUCAAAAAAUAUACUUUAGGUUAACCUGCUUAAGUAGUAUAUUUUUAUAAGGAAGGUGAUUAUUUUGGUGAAAUUGCCUUACUGAGAUAAGCUCCAAGAGCUGCCUCUGUUAUAGCAGAAGUAAUACUUAUUAAUAUUAAAAAAUAGACUCCAUGUACUGUUGUUUAUUUGGAUAGAGAUACAUUCAAGAGAUUAUUAGGACCUCUUGAAGAUAUACUCACUCGUAAUUUUAAAAAGUACGAAAAAUAUAUGAAUUGA
Molecule: messenger RNA, 1236 nt
Organism: Paramecium pentaurelia
Lineage: Eukaryota; Ciliophora; Oligohymenophorea; Peniculida; Parameciidae
Source: the annotation of a GenBank genome assembly